Momordica charantia (bitter melon) is the source of this 1749-nucleotide messenger RNA. Its product is annotated as chloroplast protein FOR GROWTH AND FERTILITY 2. NCBI's taxonomy places the organism in Eukaryota, Viridiplantae, Streptophyta, Magnoliopsida, Cucurbitales, Cucurbitaceae. The record is from RefSeq and is a predicted model, not a curated record.
CUUGGACUCUAUCUUCCAACGCCUCCACAGCCUCCUUUUGGGGUCGCCUCCCUUCGACCCUUCUUCUUCCGCCGCCCUCCGACCGGAGCUCUCGUUGCCGCCGCCGCCGACGACGACGAAGAGACGCCAUGGAGAGGCUUCUGUAUUCACCUUCUCCGACCUCCCUCAAGAUUAACCCUAGUCGAUCUCUUUUUCUUCCUCGGUUUCGUCUCAUUGGCUCGGCGAAGCUCAAUUUCCCCAUCCCGACGCGCCACGGACUCAGGUCGAUUGGUUUGAUCUCCUGUAAGAACGAGAAACCUCCUUUGUCUUCGAUUCGUAGUCUUUCUUUGUUUAAUUCGUCGAGUGAUUCGAUUUGCCCGUCCGAUUCUCGAGCCGCCUCGCCUAAGCUUGAUUUGCUCGAACAUUUCGGCGGAAAGGAGAAGGUCAAAAGGUCACUCUUUGUUCUUUCUGCUCUUGCCCUGAUCCUGAUCCAACCAGUCUUUGCACCAGCGGCUUCUGCUUCUUUCCCAAAUGCAGCUAAGACUGGGGCCCCUGCAGCUGCUGCAGUUGGGCGACGACUGAUUCAGAGUGAACUCUUAAAUAGUGCUUGGACUGGGUUUUUUGCUGGUUGCUUACACACACUAUCAGGACCAGACCACCUCGCUGCCCUUGCACCCCUUUCAAUUGGCUGUAAUCGCAUGGAAAGUGCUGCAGUUGGCGCUCUUUGGGGCUGUGGUCAUGAUGCAGGUCAGGUCAUUUUUGGCUUACUAUUUCUACUGCUAAAGGAUAAGCUUCACAUUGAAAUUCUGAGAACCUGGGGCACAGUAGUAGUAGGCGUGACUCUAUUCAUAAUAGGUGUAAUGGGUAUUAGGGAAGCCUCAGAAGUCCGUACCCCAUGUGUGGCUCUAGAAAAUGGUGAGUGUGAUGUCGGCAUCUUCGAAACACUAGAUAAACCAAUGGUUGGGAAGAAGAAAAAGUUGGGUUUUGCUACUUUUGCCACUGGAGUCGUCCACGGCCUGCAACCUGAUGCACUUAUGAUAGUCUUGCCUGCCCUCGCAUUGCCUUCCCGUAUAGCCGGCGCUGCCUUUCUUGUUAUGUUUUUAGUUGGAACAGUUAUUUCAAUGGGAAGCUAUACUGCUUUUAUAGGCUCGUUUAGCGAGGCGUUAAAGGACAGAGUGCCUAGAAUAACUGAAAGACUGACCUGGGCUGCUUCUUUUGUAGCCAUUGCUCUUGGACUUGCCAUUAUCAUCAGCCAGUUUCUUGGCUAUAGCCUCUACUGAUACUGAUUUUACCCAUCUCUCUAUUACCUUUUGCCAGAUAUAAAGCUAGUUCAUUGAGGAGUAGCCAAAAUUUUCUCCCAAGCCCUAAGAUUUUUACCUUUUUACUGUUGGGUUCUGUUUGUAGUACGGAUAUAUCAAGCUGUAUAAAAAGUUUGAUUUAAUAUUCUGCCGUUGUUGGAUUUUAUGCUCCAAGGUCCAAACUUCAAAUGCCCUCAUACAAGGGAAGUUCUAGUUGCUGAUUGAUACAAGAACAGUGAAAGAUUGUGAUGGGUUGUAGGCAAAAUGGAUGGAGUUGAUUAAGAUCUGUGAGAUGAGUUUACUGUCAAUUUUUUUGACAGAUUAGGACUAUUUCUGUAUAGGGUUCAUGUCAUGGUCAUCGGUCAUCGGUCAUCGGUCAGUGUAUUUUGUAUCAAAAAGUUUCAAGUUUCCAAACUACAACUGCAACCCUUCUUCAGAAAGUAACCUUUUCUAUUGAUUUACAUUUGUUGAA